AAAUUUCCAAAAGUAUCGAAAUUACAAAGACCGCUUUUAAAGCUUCGGGAACCGUAGAAGAAGCCAUUAAACCAUAUUUACAAUUAAUCGCGCGAAGUUGUACAGAUCUUCAGCAAUCUCUAUAUAUUUUGAUUGAUUUUGGUAAUGCACUGCGUGAACAUUGA
Molecule: messenger RNA, 164 nt
Organism: Funneliformis caledonium
Lineage: Eukaryota; Fungi; Glomeromycota; Glomeromycetes; Glomerales; Glomeraceae
Source: the annotation of a GenBank genome assembly